Phlebotomus argentipes is the source of this 5970-nucleotide messenger RNA. RefSeq lists its product as uncharacterized. Gene Ontology annotation, molecular function: protein binding. Gene Ontology annotation, cellular component: plasma membrane. The record is from RefSeq and is a predicted model, not a curated record. The transcript has 16 exons. Lineage: Eukaryota; Metazoa; Arthropoda; Insecta; Diptera; Psychodidae. Bases 396 to 3863 code for a protein of 1155 amino acids.
UUUGUCAUACUGUGUCCUCUUCGAUAAACUAUACAAUAACAGAGAAAAAGAGGGUCUCGAAAGGAUAAUAAAAAACAAACACGAAAAUGUCAAUAGAGAUGAAAUACAUGGGAUGUCCAAAAUAUAAUUUUUGCGCCAGCUGGAUAUUUUUCCUGUUGUGCACGAGGAAGAGAGAAAUGAGAAUUCACUGUAGGAUAUUUCCCCGAUUUUUCCUCUCUGAUUGCCUCAACGGAAGUCCCUUCGUGUGACCGGAGGACUCUGUUUAGGGCAAUGUUGUACACAGCAAAAUCGCUCAAAAAUAUAUAAAGUGAUACAUUCGAUAUAAAUUGUGUGUGUGUGAAAACUCAGUGAGAAGAAGUGUAAAUCAAAGUGUUCAACAAUUCAAUAUUAUUGCCAUGAAGACAAGUAAUUGCCGAGGUGAGCUCCCUCGCCAGCUGCCGCGUCAUCGCAAUCGUCACAUGAAUGACAUCCUUGCCGUCCUCACGACCACCCUGUGGGCGACUGCUGCGCUCGUGACGUCAGCCGGGGGCGCGGGUACGGCGAAACCAGGUCAACAAGGCAUGGGACCAGUGACGCAAUGUGCAAUGUCGGAGCACACAUGCACCAACGGAAAGUGUGUCCCACUCAAUAAAUUCUGUGAUAAUAUUAAUGACUGUGGUGACUCCAGCGACGAGCCCAGAUUCUGCACACCUUGCAAUCGAACGCUCUACGGAAAUUUGGGUCUCACGUACGACUUGGAGCUCCAUCGACCCAAAGAGGAUCGAAUACCUUAUAUUUGUGUAUUGACAUUUACAGCCGCCGGAGGGAUUCACGGCGACAUUGUUCAGGUGACUCUCGAGAGUUUCACGGUGGGGAAGUUUGUUUCCUACACCCAAAACGGCUGUCCCGAUGGAUAUCUGCAGAUCACAGAGGCCACCAGACAGACAGUGGGCGGAAUGUGGUGCGGAUCUUCAUGGGGGCCUCAAGUGUUCUACAGCGAAACGCGAUCCCUCGUGCUCACCGUCAAACUUUUCAGACUUGCUCGCGACCAGAGUGGCUAUAAUUUCGACUUUCGGAUACAGUUCAAGGUUCUCUCGCGCGAGAGUGCCGUCGUUCGCUAUGGUGGAGCUCAAAUAGGCGACGUGAAACCAUGGACAAAUUAUUCAUCCAGCUCAUCAUCCAAUUCAAUCACACUGACUGAAUAUGGAAAUUCUACUGCUAAUUAUGAUCCCACGCGCGGCACCACAUUCUUCCCAACAUCCACUUCCACUGGCAACCCUUUGGGUGGCUUUCGCUUCAAAAUACCCGAUUCAAUUCCCAUUGAGCCGCCCUACGAAGAUCUAACCACCUUCUACGGCAACAGAACGAGCUCUGGAAGAACGCCAGCCAAGAGCGGAGGGAACUUGACCGAGCCCAAGUAUUAUUUAGGAAAAUUAAUUCAAGGCACUUACUGUUCACGGAUCUUUAGUUCAUGCGACAAGAAAAUUUGCCGUUUGCAAUCUCCGAACUUCCCAGGAGUCUAUCCUAGAAACCUAACUUGCUACUACGCCAUAAGACAGCAAGAAGUGCCGCCGGGGAAGCACGCAAUGAUAAUCGUGAAACAGCCAAAAGGAAAUCUAAUCUGGAUAUCAACACAGACUCCAAUUGCCGUUACGAAGAAGAAUGACAAAGAGAAGUUCACCCCUCAGAUCAAAACAUGGCAAGAGUGUGAUCACGUUCAGGACACUGACAACCCUAAGUGGAAAUCUACGGACUACAUCACAAUCUACGAUGGCUACACCACGCGAGAUCCUGUCAUCCUUAAGUUCUGCGGCGGCGGCCAGAGUGUCCCGCCGUCCAUCUCGAGUGGCCCCGAACUGCUCGUGGAGUUCACGACGUCGCCCUACGGCACUUUCAUCAACACGCCACCCAACAUGAAUGCCCUGAAUGGCUUUCAAUUGGAAAUUGAAGUCAAAUUCGUGGACAUUAAAAGCCCGACUUACGUUGAAAAUAAGAGAUUGUGUGAGUUCUGGAUUCGAGGCACUGGCAGAGGACUCAUUGUGAACCCGCAACACUCUCUGUCGCCCAACACCACGUGUUUGUAUCACUUACAGGGAACAGAAUCCACUUUCCGCGGUGGCGGAAGCAUUGACCAUCACUUCCAAAUCCCUCGACGCGGAGACAACAUGGCAUCGCCGCCAAGUCGCUUCAAAGUGUGGCUUUCUGUCCUGAAAUUCGACUUGGCGCCGAAGUUCGGCAUCCUCGACGAUCCUGCCGGUGGCGCAGCUCAAGUGCAGCAGCAACAGAGCGAAGACUGCGCUGGAAUGUUGCGGAUCUGGGACGGGCCGCUGAGGGAAUCCCCGAAUUGCAAGGAUGUCAACUGUGAAAGGGACACAGCUCUGAAGUCUGGCGUCCUCACCAAGUACGGCCAGAACUAUACGAAUCUGAUAGCCAGAUUCUGUCGAGGAACAGUGCCAAGGAGUUGCGAACACGGUCUUCUGAAUGAGUCCUCCGUGCGCCCCUGUUUGGUGUCCGAGAGCUUCAUCUCCAGCUCUGAGUUCGUCACUCUUGAGCUCAGAAACUCCGAAUCCACCGCCCUCAGACCACUAUCUUUCCGACUCAAGUAUGAAUUUGUGGACCUGCAGCAGGAUGGCAUCCCAAUGGGAGCUGACCAGGAUUGCAAUCGACGCUUCGUCAGCAGCAUGAUGGAUCGACGUGAUCCCGGCGUCUUCCGCAGCGUGAGGAAUGUGUUCCUCUUCGGCCGCGGCGGCGCUCGCAGUUUCCGCUGCGUUCAUCGCUUCGAGGCGCAGCGCGGUGAGCGAGUGCGCGUGAUAAUCCGCAGAGUCAUGACGGGAAAUCGCACGUGCGCCUCUCGACUCGAUAACGACAUCAACAGAUCUUACUGCUUCGGCGACACAUCAAUCAAGCUCGAGAUCUUCGAGAAACCCUGGCACGAUGUCGUGGCAUUCCCGCGAGGCUGUAUUUGCAACUCCACAAACUCCAGCGACUCCUACUUGCCCAUCGUCUACACGUCCACCAGUCGCGACCUCGAGAUCCGCUUCUCCGCCAUCAACAUGACCAGCUUCGAUGACGCUUCCGUGAUCAAUUUCGAGGGCAGCUUUGAGUUCAUCAAGUCUCCGUCUUCGUGCCGUGACAGUCGCAGGAAAUUCGGCCCUAGCGGUCACGUGGACAUGACUUUCGGCGUCCUAGAGUGCCGCUCGCGACCCUGGUUGAUAGAGCCCAGUGUCGAUCGCUUCAUAUACGUCCAGGUUCACGGAAUCUUCCUCAGACGAUACGAUCCUCAAGUGCAUCAGCAUGUGAACACCAGCAUGAAGACCAGAACUGCGGAGAACUGCAUCACCAAGGCUAGAGUCAUCCUCACAACUGGCGAAGGCCUUUCCAUCACGGCUUGUCCCCUCGGCUCUGACGCUGGCCGCCGACACACCGUGGAGAUAUUUAGCAGCGGAUGGAACAGGGACUUCGGCUACUUGGCUACUGAUCCUCCGCGCGCGGUGUCCGUUGAGUUCCUAGAGGCCGAAGACGGGGACUUUUCCUUCUCCUGGCUCGAGAUGUCCAAGCGUCCGCCGCAAGGUCUCAUCGAUUGCCAAUAUCGCUGUCCUGAGCUGGAAGCUUGCGUCAACGCCAGCGUCUGGUGCGAUGGCAAGUCUGACUGCCCCUCAGGUUAUGACGAAUCCUUCACGCACUGCUCCGCCUUGCUGAGACUCCCUGCCGAAAUUCUGGCCACGCUCUCUGUGGUCUUCCUCGUCUUCUUCGGCGCUUUCGCAGCCUAUGCCUACAGGAAAGUGAAGAGGAGCUGUCGAGGAAGUUCUGUCCUUCAGACGCGCCUCAAAUCUCUGAGUUCCAUGGACACGGCCGUGUUCGACGAGAAGGACCAGAUUAGCUGACAAAACGAGAACUCUGUGCGCUACGUGGAGAUCGAUCGUGUCACUACGGUUUGACCAAAUGGCGCACAGAAGCAUUUUUCUACAAUUUCCGGACUAAAUCAUCCCUGGAAGAGACUUCUUUCUACUUUCAACUUAAGACUUUCCGUGGGCAUUUGAACAAUUGGCGAUUUGUCACUCCUCAUUUUCUCCGCAUCUCGCGCAUCUUUGUUACGUAAAACGGACCAAUUUGACAAAGAGAAGGAAGGAAAACUGAUGACAAGGACUUUCUCAUUAGAAUAUGACAAUUUAGAGAUUCCUCGAUUUGUAUUUUUGCUGAGGAAAAGACGUUUGGGAAGAAGGCGAAUUUGUGAGAAUUUGACUCAGAAUAGUUAAACUCAUCAUUUGUUUUCUAUUUGUCUUUUUGUUUUCUCGAAAAAAAAUAUUAAGGAAGUACUCUCAAUGUAGACUUAAACGUAUUUUAACAUGUGAUUCUUAGGUACCUGUCAGAGGUCAAACGAAUUUUCAAAUGCAGAAAUUCUCGUAGUGAAGCGUUGAAAGUAGAAGUUCAACAAUAAAAAUCUUGUUACCACCACUUGAAGGAGGAAAACUUUGCCAAUAUUCAAAUUAAAAUGAGAAGUGAGAUAACUUCUAUAACUGCCACUUUUUGGAGACAAGUGAAGCGAAGAAGGACGAUUGAGAAUAAUUUAUCAUGUGAUUUUUAUCUGUUCAUCUUCGUAAAAUCUCGAUAGAAGCACAAUCGAAAGCAAUUAUUUCGCGAGAUUGUUGUGAGACACAUUUUAAAGAGGAUCUCUUAUCGAGGCCCGCGCGUCUCAAGAACCCUUAACAAUUCAUAACUGCCAUUUAAGAGGAAACAUUUUAGAGAACCAAGUGUAUGAAAAAAUUACAAAACUUAUAGUGAUUUAUCCUUGCAAUUUGUUACCAGCGAGAGCACAAAAGUGACACAUUUUUUACACAUCUGUUAAUAUAUUUCCAUUAAGUCAUUGUUUAAAUGUUCUGUUUCUUCUCGAGACAUAGAGAAUAAUAAUAACUUAGUAAAAUGUACGAAUUGCGGAAAGAAAACUUGUUGAAUGGCAUCCAUUUGAAGAGAAGAAAAAGAAAUUCAUGUUGUGUCUUUUGUGUGGAGUAAGAAAAAAAACCUAAGAAAUGCAAAAUAUAGCAGGAAAGUUGUUAAAAUUGUAGCGUAAGUUUGGAAGUACUAUUCCUCUCCCUUUCCCUCCAAUAUGAAAAAUCCAGAAAAUCUCACUCUGAUAAGAAGUAUUACUAAAAAAAAGCUCAUUGUAAGGAAUAAAAGUAAUGAAAACCUAUUAAAUAAAUUUAAAGAAAUAUAGUGGAAAUUCCCAUAGUAAUAUUGUGAAAAGCAAAGCAGAAAAAGUGAGAGAGAAUUGAGUAUCUUAGAAUGUUGGAAGUUUUAUAUAAACUAAUAGGAAGAGUCUUGAGAAAAUACCGACGCGAGUGUCUUUAUGCAUUAUGGUUAGAUUAGAGAAACAAAUUACAAAGAGAAACUUGUCAAAUUCUUCCGGAAUCAUCCAAAAGCAGACGAUAUUGUUGACUUAAAAACUGUAAAGAGUUGAGCCAUCAGAGAUAAAGUGUGAGGGAGUCAGACAAUAAAAAUGAAUUGAUUGAGAAGUAUAAAUAGAAUAGAGGAAAAAAGAGAAAUAAUAUUGAAUUUUGUGCACAUCAGUCGUCUCACAGCGGAAUGCAAUGCUUCAAUUAUUUUUUAAUUACAUUUAAAACUAUGCAAGUACGCUCAGUGACCGAUUUUCCCACAUUUUCCCCUGAUAAAUCAACUUUGCCGCACUCGCAAAGUGGGUCACAUUAAUUUCCCCGUAAUAAAUUACAAAGGAUAAUUCAGCAAAACAUUACAAAUUUCCUCCAUUCAAUCACUUAUGCUUUUAAUUAAUUAAUCCUCUGUAAAAGAGGAAUAAAAACUCACCGUUUUUUCAGCGUUUACCAGAAGCAUUGCAAUUUAUCGCAACUUGUGAGAUUCCCAGCCAAACUGAGUAAAUCAAAAGGAAGGUGGAAAUUGUAUGAGAUUCCAUAGAAUUAAGAGAAGCAAAUUUCCUUGAACAUUGAUAAACAUUGAGCAGAAAAUAAACCAUGGGUCAUA